This is a messenger RNA of Tilletiopsis washingtonensis, 720 nucleotides long. RefSeq lists its product as hypothetical. The record is from RefSeq and is a predicted model, not a curated record. Lineage: Eukaryota; Fungi; Basidiomycota; Exobasidiomycetes; Entylomatales. The transcript has a single exon. The coding region runs from base 196 to 651 and encodes 151 amino acids.
CGCAGCCGAGGCUCACGCGGGUGCGCCUCAGGACGAUCCUGCAAAACGCGCUCAGCGCAUCGGGCAUCUUGUGAUAUGCCAGAGUUGGAGGGAAUGCCGUCGGAGCGGGAAGGCUAGGCAGAGGGAACAAAAGCGACGGCGGUCGGAAGAGGAAGCAAGGGCGCACAUCGUGUGCAGCAGUGCAGCCGGCUUUCCAUGGCCUCGCACAGCACCGCUCGACCUCUCCGCUGCACAUCAAGGACGACGCUUCCUUGCGCGCCGCAUACGACACCUCUCCGCCAUCGGCAUCGCAGGCCAUCGGCCCGACACCGUCGAUGCAGCCAUCGCACGAACGCACGCGCGCACGCACGACGUCCCACUGCCGCGCCCAGCUGUUGCGCCGCGCGAGAGCUGCGACCUGCGCGCUCUCUCGCGGCCUGGCUCGACUCGACACAGCCCGUCAAGGCCGCGGCUGUGGUGGCAUGCCACAUCUGCGCAUGCAUCCGUGCCAGCGCGGACGGGCUUCGAGCCCAGCGCGCGCACCACGUGCGACUUGCAACGAUGCGCGCUCGCGAGAGGCCGGCGUGCGCAGUGCACGCACAUCAUGCGCGGCCGCGCCGUGGGGUGCGAGACGAGAAGCAAAGCAUACUGCAACACACACACAACAUCUGACCAUAUCUAAUAUACCACCGUUUAUUGCUGCCUGCUGCCUGCUCGCCUGAGGCGUGUGGCGAUCGCACU